AUGACUAUGUUUUCAUGUUGUCAACUUCCAUUAGACUGCACAGAUGAAAAUGGAAUUAGUUACCAUGACAGUUCCGUAUGGCAACUGGAUAGCUGCACAUCGUGUACAUGUCAGCAUAGUGUUAUUACAUGCAUUCCACUACCAUGUCCUGAUACAUCAUGUUCACAUCCGUCCACGCCACAUGGUCACUGCUGCCCUCUAUGUCAAGGUUGUUUGUAUCUUGGGAUUGAAGUUGAAAAUGGUGAAAUAUUCUCACCAAAUGGAGAUCCAUGUUCUUCUUGUAGCUGUCAGAGUGGUACCGUAUUUUGUUCAGUUAUUGAAUGUUCACAAGUUGAUUGUCAACACCCUGUGGUUUCUGAUGGCAAAUGUUGUCCUGCAUGUGCAGGUUGUGAAUAUGAAGGGCGUAUACUUAGCAAUGGUGAAAGCUUUCACAAAGAUCAAUGUAUAAACUGUGUAUGUGUGCAUGGUACUGUUACAUGUCAAGGUCCAGAAGACUGUCCUGUCUUGAAAUGCUUUGAUCAGUAUCUCCCAACUGGGGAAUGUUGUGCUCGUUGUAGAAAUGGAUGUGAGUAUGAAGGUGUGGAGUUUGCUAAUGGCGAUUUCUUUACUCCAAUGUCCAAUCCUUGUUUGACAUGUUCUUGUACAAUGAGUAUUGUUCGUUGUAAUCCAAUGAGAUGUCCAGAUAUAACUUGCAGUCAUCCAAUAAAACUACUUGGUGCCUGCUGUGAAAAUUGUGCUGAUGGUUGUUUUUAUGACAAUAUGGAUUAUGGUAUUGGUGAGACAUGGACAACAUUAGAUGGCUGUAAACAGUGUACUUGUAUAGAUGGUAAUGUUGACUGUGUCAGUCAGCAAAUCUGUCAAGUAGAAUGUCAGCAUGGUGUAUUGCUUCCUGGAGAUUGUUGUUCACAAUGUACAGACUGUCUCUAUAAUGGGAAGACAUUUUCUGAUGGUUCCACAUUUGUUGUUAAUGGCGAGACAUGUACUCAGUGUAGUUGUCAAAGUGGUACUGUGCAGUGUACAACCCAAACAUGUCCACAUAUCAAUUGUCUGCAGACACAUAUUCCAGAGGGAUCAUGCUGUCCUGUGUGUAAAGAUGAUGGAUGUGUUGAUAACUAUGGAAGAAGACAUGAAAAUAACGAUGAAUGGAGACAUCCUGUUGAUAAUUGUGUUUUGUGUAGGUGUAUAGGAGAUACUAUAAAUUGUGAAACUGAACAAUGUCAACCUACAUGUUCACACGGAGUUAAAAAACCAGAAUUGUGCUGUCCUGUUUGUCAAGGUUGUUUAUAUCGAGGAGUAGAGUACCUUGAUGGUGAUGAUGUGAAUAAUGGCAAUCCAUGCAGCCAGUGUACAUGCAAUAGUGGUACAGUUGAUUGUAUCCCAAUUAUUUGCCCACAAGUUAGAUGUCAUAAUCCAACUAUACUGCCAAAUGAAUGCUGUCCAGUCUGUCACGAAUGUACAUACAGCCAAUCAACUUUCCAAGAUGGAGAAACAUUUGUGGACCCAAGAAAUCCUUGUCUGUUAUGCACAUGUGAGGCUGGUGUUGUGGACUGUAAUCGACUUGAUUUGGAUUGUAUUCCUGAGUGUAGUCACCCUGGUCGUAUGGUUGAUGUUUGUUGUCCAGUUUGUGACACAUGUGAAUAUGAAAGAAGAAACUAUGCAAAUGGAAUUGCAUUUAAUCCUGAUAGUGGUGAUGUGUGUGAUAUAUGUUUUUGUAAAGAUGGCAGUGUAACUUGUCAGACACAAGUUUGUGAACAACUAACAUGUAAGAAUGCAGUUCAAAAAUCUGAUGAAUGCUGUCCUGUUUGUGAAGUCUGUAUCGCUGAUGGCAUUGAACAUGAAGAAGGUGAAUCUUGGGAGUCCUUGGCAGAUCCAUGUGCUGUGUGUACUUGUCUUAACAGCAGAACUCACUGUCGUCACAAAGAGUGUCCAAUCAUGCCAUGUAAACAUGCAGCUAGAAUGAACUCAGAUUGUUGUCCAUCAUGUCAUAAUUGUGAUUAUGAUAGAAGGUUAUUCAGAAAUGGUCAAAUAUUCUUAGAUCCUUUGAAUCAGUGUCAACAAUGUUUGUGCCAGGAUGGAAGUGUUGAAUGUAAGCAUAUAGAGUGUCCUGUACUUAAUUGUCCAAAUCAAGUCACAGAUCAAGGUGAAUGCUGUCCUAAGUGUUCAGGUACUGAUUGUGAAUACAAUGGUCAUAGUUACUACAAUGAGGAAACAUUUUCAAAUCCCUUGGAUCCAUGUGAAGAUUGUUUAUGUAUGCUUGGUGUAGUGACAUGUGUCAGGAAAUCAUGUCAACCUGCUAUCUGUCCUUACCCCGUGAUUGAAGAUUGCUGCCAGUUAUGUGAUGGUUGUACUUAUAAUGGAGUCACAUACAGAAAUGGUCAGACAUUUUCUGAUUUUUCAGACAGAUGUAAAGACUGUAUUUGUCAGUAUGGUCAUGUCAAUUGUGUAGUGACUGAGUGUGAUGUACAAUGUAGUCAUCCUGUUACCAUUGACAACGCCUGCUGUCCUAGAUGUGAUGCAUGCUUUUAUGAAGGUAGACGUCUUGCUAUUGGACAAAUAUUCACGGAUCCUAACGAUCAAUGUCUCAUAUGUUCUUGUGAUAACCAGUAUAUUUUGUAG
This is a messenger RNA of Saccoglossus kowalevskii, 2616 nucleotides long. Its product is annotated as kielin/chordin-like protein. Lineage: Eukaryota; Metazoa; Hemichordata; Enteropneusta; Harrimaniidae. Gene Ontology annotation, molecular function: protein binding. Gene Ontology annotation, cellular component: extracellular region. The record is from RefSeq and is a predicted model, not a curated record.